Molecule: messenger RNA, 937 nt
Organism: Ochlerotatus camptorhynchus
Lineage: Eukaryota; Metazoa; Arthropoda; Insecta; Diptera; Culicidae
Product: cuticle protein 19-like
Exons: 2
Coding region: 52-810 (252 amino acids)
Cellular component (GO): extracellular matrix
Source: RefSeq, a predicted model, not a curated record
CUUUUCUGUAGAUAUAGUGCAACUAGCAAGCGAUUUUUUAGAUAAGUGGAAAUGGCAUUCAAAUUCGUCGCACUGUUUACCCUUUUGGCUGUGGCUGCUGCUCAGCAAUACAGCCCACAAUACUACCAGCAGCCACAGUACCAUGCUCAGCCAGCCUUGGUAAAAACUCUUCAACCAACUCUGGUUAAGGCCGUCAAGCACGUCGAAUAUCCAGAUACUCCAGCUGAGUACCAGUUCUCGUACUCCGUUCAUGAUGAGCAAACUGGAGACAUCAAGAGCCAAACGGAAGAACGUCACGGAGAUAACGUCAAGGGAGUCUACAGUCUAGUUGAUGCCGACGGAUUCCACCGAGUUGUCGAAUACACUGCUGAUGAACACAGCGGAUUCAAUGCUGUAGUCCGCCGUGAGCCUCUCCAAGGACAUAAGCUUAUCAAGGCUGUUGCUCCAGUUGCCAAGAUUGUUUCACCAGUUCAGCACUACCAGCCAGCACCUGUUCAGCACUACCAGUCAGCACCUGUUCAGCAUUACCACCAACCAGCUCCAGUUCAACACUACCAGCCAGCUCCAGUUCAGCACUACCAGCCAGCUCCAGUUCAACACUACCAGCCAGCUCCAGUUCAACACUACCAGCCAGCGCCAGUUCAUCAAUAUCAGCCAGCUUCUGUGUUGCACUAUAAGCCAGCUCAAGUUGCUAAGGUUGCCCUACCAGCCAAGGUUGCCGUCCCAGUUGCUAAGAUAGCUUACGCUCCUCAGCACUCAGCCAGUAACCACGUGCAGUUCAGUGGACUCUCCUCCAACUACAACUACUAAAUCGCUUGUUGCCUGGAUCAACGAUUGAACGAUGACAGCGCGCCAUAACUUCCUGUCUGCAUCGUACCGCAGAUUGGGGUGUUAACUAGUUGUAAAUAAGUGUAUAUAGUCGUGAUAGUUUUAAACG